This is a messenger RNA of Fusarium venenatum, 732 nucleotides long. Its product is annotated as Isochorismatase-like protein. Lineage: Eukaryota; Fungi; Ascomycota; Sordariomycetes; Hypocreales; Nectriaceae. The record is from RefSeq and is a predicted model, not a curated record.
AUGAAGUUCACUUCCAUCAUCACCGCAGGCCUUCUCUCUGCUUCUGCCCUUGCAAAGCAAGCCGCUUACAAGUAUGAGCGUCUUGACAAGGACGAUGCUCUUCUCCUCGUUGUCGACAUUCAGGAGGGUCUUUACCAAUUGACUCGCGAUUGGGAUCCUACUCUGUACCACCAUCAGUCUAUGGCUCAUGCUGCCAUUGGCAAGGCUUUCGAGAUGCCCGUCAUUCUCACCACUUCCGCUGAUCAGGGACCUAACGGCCCUCUCAUGCGCGAGAUCCGUCAAAUGUACCCCAAGGCUCCUCUCGUCCAACGUCAGGGCCAAGUCAACGCCUGGGACAGUGAAGAGUUCCGGGAUGCUGUCAAGGCCACCAACAAGUCUCAAAUCAUCCUUGCAGGUAUCACCACUGAUGUGUGUACCACCUUCCUCGCCCUGUCUCUUCGCGACGCAGGCUACUCCGUCUGGGCCAACAUUGAGGCUUCUGGUACCACAACCCCUCUCAUCCGCGAUGUUUCCAACGAUCGCAUGCGCGACGCUGGUGUCCAGGUUGUCAGUCUUUUCUCCAUCAUCUGCGAGUUGAUGAGAGACUGGAGAAACACCCCUGGUUCAAAGGAGAUCUACCCUUGGCUCGGACAGUACUUCCCUAUCGCUGGCUACAUGGCCCGUGGACAUGCUGCAGCUAUUUCCAAUGGUACUAUCCAGCCUGGUGAAGAGGGUUACACUUCUUACCCUUAA